Molecule: messenger RNA, 1824 nt
Organism: Phoenix dactylifera (date palm)
Lineage: Eukaryota; Viridiplantae; Streptophyta; Magnoliopsida; Arecales; Arecaceae
Source: RefSeq, a predicted model, not a curated record
GCUAUUUUAGAGAAACCGAUACCUUCCUUUCGCUGUUCCCUCUCUCUCGUGCGUUCUAGGGCAAACUCGUUCCCUAGUCGAUCCACCGGCUCUCCGCCCCGGUUCCGUUUUCUUGCCUCCGCCUCGCCGAUCCAUUGCCGACAUUCUCUCUUCUCUUUUGUAAUUCAUGGGUUUGUAUCGGAGAGAUGAGGAAGAUUAUGAAGAAGAAGAAUAUGAUGAGUAUGAGGAGGAGGCUUCUGAACCAGAGGAAGAACAUGAACCAGCAGCUCCAAAGCUAACUAUGGAGGAACAAGAAUUUCUUAAAUUGAGGGCGCAACUAAAAGAGAAGAUUAGACAAAGGAUGAAGAAACAAAGUGCUAAUGCCUCCAGUCAUUUAUCUCAGUCCCAGGGCAAGAAGAGGACAAUAGCAAAUGACAAAUUUGGCUCCUUUUUUGGCCCUUCUCAGCAUGUUAUUGCUCCAAGAGUCAUUGAAGAGAGCCGUUCGAUUCGGGAAACCAAGCAUAUUGUUUCUAAGGUUUCAAGUUCUUCUAGCAAAAAAAGAGAUCCGACAUCUUCAGAACCAAAGACAUAUGUACAUCACCAGAAACCAACAGUUGUUAAUGAGGUAAAAAAGAAAGCACAGACUCUUAAAGACAUGCGGGACUAUUCCUUUCUACUGUCAGAUGAUGCUGAUCUUCCUCCUGAAAGGGAGAAGCCUCCUCCACUCAGAAAUGUUUCUGUUUCAAAGUGUGAUGGUCGGUCAGCCCAAACACCAUCAAGCAGGAUACCUAGGAGCAAACCUGUGAGGCCAGCCUCUAAUGGCAAUGAAUUGAAGAAAGCUUCCACCAAUCGGCAUAUGCAGAUCAAAGUGGGGUCCGUGAAGGAAGCUCAUGUGAGCGGAAUCAGGCCAGCUUCAACUGAAUCUAGAAAAAUGCUGGGUCGUGGUGCUGGAAAUGGGUCCGUCCAGACUACAAAGGUUACAAGUACAGGAACUAGAGCUUUGCCCGCCAAGAUUCAUGCUCAAAUUAUGGGCACAAAUAGACCUCCUAUGAAGGCUACCAGUGAUCCAAGUUUGAAGAACCCGUCAUAUACAAAGGUGCAAUCUUCUGCCCAAAAUCAUCAUCCUGGUCAGAAAAGAGUGUCCCAAGGACCUGAUAACUUAAUGACAGUACCCAAACUGCCAUUGCAUUCUUCAAAAUCUCAGCCUUCCAAGCAAAUCCUUUCACGUGGCAUCCAUAAUGCCAGUUCAAAGAAAAGGCCUGCAAAAAGAGACUUAGAUGAAGAAGAAGAUAUUGAUGAUGUUCGUGGGCUUAUUAGAAAAAUGUUCAGGUAUGAUCCUAACAAAUAUGCUGGGAAUGAUGAGGACGACAGUGACAUGGAGGUCGGUUUUGAUCGCAUCCAGGAGGAAGAAUGGAUAAGUUCCAAUAUUGGUAGAAGGGAGGAUGAAGAGCAGCUUCGCCUCAUCGAGCAAGAGGAGAGAGAAGAGAGACGGAGGAAGAUGAUGAGAAAAAAACCGAAGCUACACUAGUAGUAGUGUAAAGUGAAACAUUAUCUUUUGUGGUUACUCGGUUGCUCAAUUCCGUCAUUUGGUACUUGUAAAAGUAAUGAGGUAUCAAAGACCGAAUAGCUUUAGUUGGGUUUAUAAAUUUUCAAUUAUGAGAAGAUCAUUCAAUUAUCCUGUUGUUUUGUCAGUCAUUUUUUUGGUUUAGCAUCAUUUGAAUGUUUUGCAAAUGUAACUAAUCUGCUCUGGGACCGAAACUUUAAUGUGUGGCCUUAGUCUGCUGCUUGUGUCCAUGGUAUGUUGCUCCAUGCCCUUGCUAUCUGAUCAGUGGGUAUUCCGGUUUC